Messenger RNA from Zootoca vivipara (common lizard), 1122 nucleotides. Lineage: Eukaryota; Metazoa; Chordata; Lepidosauria; Squamata; Lacertidae. The record is from RefSeq and is a predicted model, not a curated record.
AUGGAAGAACUUACAGCGUUUGUCUCCAAAUCUUUCGACCAGAAAAGCAAGGAGAGCAGCAGCGGAGGAGGAGGUGGUGGCGGCGGAGGUGGUGGAGGAGGAGGCGGCGGCGGUGGCGGCAGCAGCGGCGGAGGAGGCACCGGCCACAAGAAGGAGACUAUCACGUACCGGGAAGUUUUGGAGAGUGGGCUGGCGCGCUCUCGGGAGCUGGGCGCCUCGGAAGCCGGCAGCCUGCAGGACCUGGCCGAGAGCGGCGCGCACUGCCCGGUGCACCUUUUCAAGGAGCACGGAGACGGAGACAAGGACAAGCUCAAGGACUUCAACCACGCCAGCAGGACCUCGGAAGGGAUAUAUGAGUGCAAAGACAAGCGGGAAGAGGUGAAAUCCGAAGACGAAGACGGCCAGACCAAGCUGAAGCAGAGAAGGAGUCGAACCAAUUUCACACUGGAGCAGCUGAACGAGCUGGAGAGGCUCUUCGACGAGACGCACUAUCCGGACGCCUUCAUGAGGGAGGAGCUGAGCCAGAGGCUGGGGCUGUCGGAAGCCAGGGUUCAGGUUUGGUUCCAGAACCGAAGAGCCAAAUGCCGGAAACAGGAGAACCAGAUGCAUAAAGGUGUGAUCUUGGGGACGGCCAGCCACUUAGACGCCUGCCGAGUGGCUCCUUACGUCAACAUGGGUGCCCUGAGGAUGCCUUUCCAGCAGGUAGUCCAAGCUCAGCUGCAGCUGGAAGGCGUCACCCAUGCCCACCCUCACCUCCACCCUCACCUGGCUGCACACGCCCCUUAUCUGAUGUUUCCUCCGCCCCCUUUUGGACUUCCCAUUGCCUCCUUGGCAGAUUCCGCCUCUGCGGCCGCAGUAGUAGCAGCGGCUGCGAAGAGCAACAGCAAGAAUUCCAGCAUCGCUGACUUGAGGCUCAAGGCUCGGAAACACGCCGAGGCCCUGGGCCUCUGACAUUUCCUCCCCAGAAGCCAUUUUGUUGCCAGGAAUGGACAAUUGUAUCUUUCCUCUAUCCAGUCUCCGAGCUUGGCUGCGAUAAGGACAACUGGUACCUUUUUAAAGGCCCACAAGUACUUGUAGACAGGCUCAGCGCUGGCCUGUUCCUUCUUUCCUCCCUUUCUCAUC